AUGUUGCUUUCAUUCCCUCAUCUUGUGUCUCAGAACCUGAAUGGCAAAUAUACUUUUAAUAGUACCAUCCAAGACAAAUUGUAUAGGCCAGGAGGAGCCAUCAUUGGUGGCGUCUUUUCUCUAAUACAUCCUGCAGCUGUACUAAACAAUUUUGCCAAAAUUCCAACUAGGAGACAGGCAGUUUAUAGUGCAGUUCUUAAAAAUGUUCAACAUGUCUUCUCCUUGAUGUUUGCCAUCCAUGAGAUCAAUAAGAACCCCAAGCUCUUACCCAAUCUCUCUCUGGGCUUCCAAGCCUAUGACAACCUAUUUGAGUCAUGCAGCACAUAUGAGACUAUGCUGGAUCUAUUAUUCACACAGCAAAUGAGUGCCCCUAAUUACAAGUGUGAUGUGGCAAAAGAUGUGUUGUUUGUCAUUGGGGGUCUCUCAGUAGAAAACUCCAUGCAGAUGGCCACCAUCUUGAACCCCUACACAAUACCUCAGCUCCAUUCUACCCUAAGAAACAUCAACUUUAACAACGGUAUUGGGCAUGAAAUCCAGCUGGUGAAUGGGGAAUUUUCAGCUGGGUAUGAGAUCAUCAACUGGGUCAUUUUUCCCAAUGAAUCUUUCAACAAAGUCCACAUUGGAGAGAUUUCAUCAACAAAAGAGUUCUCUCUCAGGGACAAUGCCAUUGUGUGGAAUAGUAAAUUUAAAGAGACAAUUCCCCAGUCUAUGUGUGUCCCACCUUGCCAGCUUGGGUGCAGAAAGGCAGUUCAGGAGGGAAAACCAAUUUGUUGCUAUGGCUGUACUCAGUGCCCAGAAGACAUGAUUUCAAACCAGACGGAUGCAGAUGAUUGUGCUCAAUGCCCUGAAGAUCAAUAUUCAAACAAGAACAAAGAUCAAUGUAUUCCCAAGGUUAUAACUUUCCUAUCUUACCAAGAGGAUUUGGGGAUAAUUUUAGUUUCACUCAUUAUUUUCUUUAUUGUGAUUACAUGUUUGGUGAUACAAACCUUUCUAAAGAACUGGGAUACUUCCCUUGUCAAAGCCAACAACCGCAAUCUCACCUGCAUUCUUCUCCUCUCCAUCCUGCUGUGCUAUUUUUCUUCCUUGCUCUUCAUAGGCAAACCUGGGGAUGUGAACUGUCUUCUCCGGCAAACAGCUUUUGGCAUCAUUUUCUCCAUUGCUAUUUCUUGUGUGUUGGCAAAAACUAUCAUCGUCAUCCUGGCCUUCCUGGCCACAAAGCCAGGCAACAGGAUGAGGAAAUGGCUGGGGCAAAAAGUGGCCAAUUCCAUUGUUCUUUCCUGUUCCCUCAUCCAAAUGUGCCUUUGCAUUGCAUGGCUGCUAACUUCACCCCCAUUCCCAGAUGUUGACAUGCACUCACAGACUGGGCAGAUCAUAGUGGAGUGCAAUGAAGGUUCCAUCGCCAUGUUCUACUGUGUCCUCAGCUACAUUGGGUGUCUGGCCCUCAUCAGCUUCACUGUGGCUUUCCUAGCCAGAAAACUGCCUGACACUUUCAACGAAGCUAAGCUGAUUACCUUUAGCAUGCUGAUAUUUUGCAGUGUUUGGGUCCCCUUUAUUCCAGGUUACCUGAGCGCCAAGGGGAAAUACAUAGUUGCUGUGGAGGUUUUUGCCAUCUUGGCCUCCAACACUGGCCUCUUGGCUUGUAUCUUUCUCCCAAAAUGUUACAUUAUCGUUCUAAGAGAUGACUUGAAUUCUAGGAAGUUGUUGAUAAAUAAAAGGAAUUAUUAA
Elgaria multicarinata webbii is the source of this 1725-nucleotide messenger RNA. Its product is annotated as vomeronasal type-2 receptor 26-like. Bases 1 to 1725 code for a protein of 574 amino acids. Gene Ontology annotation, cellular component: plasma membrane. Gene Ontology annotation, molecular function: G protein-coupled receptor activity. NCBI's taxonomy places the organism in Eukaryota, Metazoa, Chordata, Lepidosauria, Squamata, Anguidae. Gene Ontology annotation, biological process: G protein-coupled receptor signaling pathway. The transcript is spliced from 5 exons. The record is from RefSeq and is a predicted model, not a curated record.